GAGCGGCUCUACGGAGCGAGCCCCCGCCCCGAAAAACAGCGCCUCAAGCCGGCUGGUCUGUUCCGUUCCCGGGCAGGCAGCUGGGCGGGCACCAGGCGGGGGGUCCUUCCUGGCACUGCGUCGCGCUGCGUUUCUACCGCGUCUGCCCCGGCCCAGCGCCUCGCUGCCGGGGCUGCGGGCGGAUGGAGGCGCGGGGCAGCGGCGGCGGCAGCAGGGCCGGUGCCGGGGACUCGGCGCCGCGGGGACCAUGAUGCCCGGAGAGGCGCCGGCGGCGGGGAUCGCGGCCGAGGCCGCCACGGCCUGUGCGAACUGCAGCGCGCUCCAGCAGAAUUUAAAUGAAUAUGUAGCUGCAUUAAUUGCACUGAAGCAAAAAAUAAUUGACACAGACUGUUUGCUGACAGAAUAUCAACAGAAGUGUAAUGAGCUUCAGGUGGCUGAAAGAGAGAAUAACACUCUUCGUCACCAAGUGGAACAGAUGCUACAAAAAAUCUCUCCUCUAGAAAAGUGUCAGCAAGAAUUGGGGUCUCUGAAAGCAGAAUUGGAAGAGAAAAAGAGUUCUCUGAAGAUUUAUCAGCAGACUCAUCUGGAAUAUGCUCGGAUGAAAGAAGAAAUUGCUAAAAGUGAUUCUAUGAAGAAGAAACUGGAAGCCAAAGUGAAGAAACUGGAAGAGGCUGCAACAAAGCAUAUGCAAGACUUCAGACAAUUGAAGACUGAAAAGAAAGUUCUUGAAAAGGAGCUAAAGAAGGCGCAGGGAAAACGUGAUGACUUUCCCAAAGAGAAAUGCAAAAAGGUGUUAAAACAUGCAGAGACACAGAGUGCAAGAGAAGAUCCAGUAGCAAACAUAGACAAAGGAAAAAUAAAGCUGCUAUUGGAGGAGCUUUGGAUGUGCAUUGACAGCACAACAGGAAAAACACAGAACCAGGAACAUGAUUAUAUCUUGGCAUCUUCUGUUCAGGGUCACUCAAAGAUGCCAGAAAAAACAGGCAAGUUAUUUACAGAAGAGGUUGCACAAACCCACCGAAAAUUCAGGAAAUCUGAUGACAAAAUGCUUCACCCUCAUUCUUCACCAGAAACCAUUGAAAAACAAAGUUCCUUAACAACAAUGCAGAUAAAAGUAGACAAGGAGCCUUCUGGAGGUGAUCAAUUUGAGAGCAAGGCCACUGAAGGAGGUCUGCAGGACUAUAAUGGUGACAAUGCUUUUUAUGAGGACAAAAAUAUAGAGGUGGUGGUACAGACAGACUUAACAGACAGUAGCUCAGAGUCCUCUGAUCAGGAACAAGAACAGCUUGAUGGAAACUUGCUUGAUAUAUUGAACUGGGCAAGGCCUCUCCCCCCUCUUCUAUCUCCUGUAUGUUUUUCACCAAUGGCUACACAGGAUAAUCUGUUUGGAGAAUCCACUGAUUCCAGUGAUGAGGAAAUUGAUCAUAAUGCUCACAUUGUGGAAAGUAUUUUAGAAGAAGGCAAAGCAGAGUCACAGAGUAACACUACCUUUGUCAGUAUGAAAGAAAGCAAUGAAGAUGAGAAAUCACAUGAACCUCAUGAUAAAGAAAUCUCAACUAAAUUGAGAGAGAAUGAAGAGAUGCCAAUUUAUAUAGACGCUUUCACAGCAAAAUUAAGAUAUGUUAAGGAGAAAGAUGUUGAAGCAAAGCAAACGGAGAUGACUGUUUCAAGUAUGAACACAUUUGCCAAUGAAGAACAUUUGGAAGAGGAUUCUGAUAAUAUAGGAUCUACAGAGACAGACAUAACACUGAAGGUAGCAACACCUAAACUGGAAGCUAUCAAUGAGAAGGAAGUUCAUACUGACGAGAUACAAAUUAAAGAUAAAAUAUCUUCAGCUGUGUCAUCUAACUUCCAAUACUUGCAAGAAAAAUCUAAUGAACUAAUACAAACAGAGAAGACUAUAGUUAUAAAUUUAAAUACUACAACCAAUUCUGAACAUAUGAAAGAAAGGUAUAGUGAAUUAAUGGAAGCAGAGGAAGCUGAAUUACCAGGAAAAGGAGAAACACCAAAACCAGCAUCCACUCUCAGAGAUGAUGUUCACUUGCAAACUGGGGAACCCAUCUUUGCAACUGAAAGUGUGUUGGUAACCCCUGAGAAUUUAGAGGAAAAGCCUAGCGAAGUGAUGGGGAAUGAAGAAAUGGAAGAUGAAUCCAGUGACAUACAAACAAAAUCUAAUGUAAUAAAUACAACACCCUGCAUAGAAGAGCACAUUGAAAAAGUAACCACAGAGGAGAGAAUAAUGGCUACAAUAACCAUAAAAGGAUUCUGUGUAGAGACAAGUAAUGAACCAAAUGAUGAAGAGGACGAUGUGAGAUCUAGUUUCAGAAAUUCUAAAUCCUUUUCUGGAGCAGAGCACGAUAAUGAAUUGAUGUGUCACGGUAAUGGUGAGAGAACACUCCUGCAAGCUGAAAUAGACUCUGAAGCUAAAGAUAUCUCCAUUAAAUCACAAUGCUCUGAAGAAAAAAUCAGCAAUGAAGAGAUACUGGAUAAAGAGUUUGAGCAUACAAAACAACAUGGAGUAAAUGAAGAGGGUGGACUAGAAAACAAUAAUGCUUUUAGACAUGACUCAUUUAUGCUUGCCACUGAAAGAAGCAGAGAUUCAUUAUAUAUGGAUGGGGAAAACCAUAUUGCAGAGGUAUGCAGAACUGCUCGCUCAAUAUCUGCAGAAGAUGGAUAUGGGGAACAGCGCAGAACUGGAAAGCAGUGUGUUGAGGUCAAUAUAACUCAGCCUGAACAAAAUAUUUUCACUGGUAAUUCAGUAAACAAGGAAGAUUUUCUAGAAACAUAUAAAUUUGCUAAAUCGCUCCAUGUUAUGGAAGUUGGAGAACUACAAGAUACAAAGGAGGAAAGGUGUCUACAACCUAAACUAGACCAUGAACAAAAAGAUGCUAAUAACAUAUUGCAAAAGAAACCAGAUUUUGAAACUACACUUAUGUCACAAAACCCAGCAUCUGGUAUAAAUGGAGAAAAUGAUCCACUAGAACCUGAAGAAAUAGUUCGAAAUAAUCAUGUAUUACUUGCAUCAGAGUUUGUCACAGAAAGAGCUAGUGAAAUGAGACAGGCAAAAAAUAUAUACAUUGCAUCGGAACAGAAGUCUUCCAAAUUUCAAAAUUUUAUACAAGUAUUUCAACCUCAGGAGAUUGAAAUGGAAAUGGAACACUUGGAACUUGGAGAGAGAAGCAGUGGGUCAUUAGAAACUGAGAAAAUAGAUACUGUGAACUCUGUCAUAAAAGAAAGUGAACACCCUUCUUGGGCACAGUUUCUGAAACCUCUGGAUUCAUGUUCAGUAACUGAAAAUUCUCAGUGUGAGGAAAUAAAAGAGAAAUUAAAUGACAAACCAUGUGAGAGCGUGGUGAUUCAGAACUGUAACAGUUCACCUGGUUUGGAAGAGAAUGGUGUGGAGGAAGUGGAGGUGAGAAACCAAAUUUCAGAUGUCUCGGAUCAGGUUUUCUCAGAAAAGGAUUCUAUUGGAAAACCAGCUUUACCCAUAGAAGAUGUCUUGCAGACUGGAAGUAUAGAUACUAAAAAAAUAAACUCACCUGUCACAGCGACAGUUGGUUUGGAGAGCACAGCAGUGUUAGUUGAUUUUACUGCUUUCAACUUUCAGGUGUGUGGUGAACCUUUCAAACAGAAUUGCCAAGCAUUUGACACUAACAAUGAAGAAGAGUCUAUUACAGUGCUUAGUACUGCUUCAUCCCUAACUAGAAGAAAUGAAAAAUACAAUGAUCAUGUUAUUCAAAGUAUGCCUAAUUCUGUAGGAAAUUUGGUGAAGGGCAAGACAAUACAGAAUGAUAAAGAAAAGAUCAAGCCACUUGAUUGUCCCAGUAAUAAAUAUGACAAUAAAAAUAGAACAGAAAUUGAAAAUGAAAAGGACCAGUCAAAUGCCAUAGAACCACAAAAAACAUUGAUAAAUAUACAGCUCUUUGGUACAAGUUCUGUUGACAGUGAUACACAUGUGGAAAAGGAAGCUAGUCUGGUUUUUGAAGAAGCAGAAUGUGAAACAUGUAGCUUGAAGGACAUUAGCACAGCUCUUUCUGUAAUAAAAGAAACUUCACCUCAGAGAGUGGAGCCUCUUUGCUCUUCUAAAGGUCAGGUCAGACCUAUAGAAUAUAGGCUCGAUGAAAAAAUGAAGAACAAUGAGAGAGAACUGAACAUUGUUAAGCUGUCUGGAGAGACCAAUGGGAAUACAUCUUCUAAAAGUAUUGAGGUUCCAAAGGAGACGGAUGACUCUGAAGAGGAAGAGUUUCCUUUCAGAAAGGUCAAAUAUACAAAAGAGCAUGAACGUUUUUUAGUGUCCAAUGAGAAACUGAGAACUUUCUGGACUUAUACAGUGGAUGUGCCAGACAUUCACACAGCUGUUGAUGAAAAUAAUGAUGACAAAAUGUGUGAACUCCCUCCUUCAGUGUACUCAGAUGCACUAGCAGAUAUGGCUAUGCCUUGUAUAACUCACCACUCUCCAAGUAUUGUGAAGGAGCAGUCAUGUUUAACAGAAAAGGUUUAUCCUAAAGGCAAACUUUUCUCAGCACAUGGAAUUGUAUUCCACAAUAAUGAAAAUGAGAGUGCUUCUGAACGUAGAGAAAAUUUCAAAAUAAGUGGGUCAGCAUCUGACAAUGAGAAUAGCUUGAUAAAAUUAGAAGAAUUGUCUACAUCUGCGAAGGUAUCAGAAAAGAUCCCCACAAAACGAACUACUUCAGAAAUUAAUUUAUCGAACCAUAUGUUAGCCAAGUGCUCAGAAAUCUACAAACAUGUUAUAAAAAAUAAUAAAUUAGACACAAGUCUGCCUGGCAAUUUCUUACAAAUAAAUGGUAAUGAAAAACUUGCAUCAAAUAUGGAACAAAGUGUGUCUUGUGAUGCUGGCAUAGAAGGGUCUAAAGCACAUACAGCGUUUUGUGAAGAAUUAAAUGAUAAACAAAAAGAAACUUGUGUUGCUUUUGCCUCAUCAGAUAUCAACACAAAUAUUGUUCAAGAUGUCAGUAAGUCUUGUUUCGAUGAUAGUUACAGUGAUGUUUUUCUUAAUGAGACACAUUUUCAGAGAAAAGGUAGAAAGAAUUCUGUCAAAAACUAUCAGCAUCCAACCGUGUCUGAUGAAAUAUCUGACCCUAGACCAGUCAAUGAAACUUCUAAAUCACAAAAAGCAAUAUUUGAAAACACACACAUUGUGGACUCAGAAUCAUCUCUAGAUCUUGUAUCCAAAACCAACAGUAGAUCAAAGUGGAAAGUCCAGGAACCAUCAGAUAUCUUCAGUGUUUCAGCCAAGACAUCAAUCCAAGCAGACCAGGGCAGACUAACACAGAGAUUACCUCAAGAUAAAGGAAAAACAAAAACUCUGCAGGUCCAACUAACCCAGCCGGUUCUAGCCAAUGCUGAUACUUCUACACCAACCAAACGUUCACCUGAGACCAUCAAUAAAAUUAGACAAGAGAUGGGUCCACCUUUACCUCCCCUGCUCCCACCUCUGAUAGCUACUCCUCCAAGAACUGUGCGUCCCGUUUCUCCGAUAAUGUCUUCAUCUAGCCGGUCCUCUCUGCCAUCUCCUCUUGAUGGUCUUAUUUCCCCUCUAAGAGUAACUCCAGUUCCUCCACUAAUGUCUCCUUUGUCAGAUGCUCCAAAGUACAAAUCUCCCCCUAUAUUUUCCACUCCAUCUCCCUCAGAGACAACAGUUGGUCGAAGAAUCCUGUCCUCACCUUUGCAAUUUUGUGCUGCCACACCAAAGCAUGCACUUCCUGUGCCAGGAAGACUUCCUCCACCUGCAGCUGGUAGUUCUGCUUUAGAUGCUCCUCAGGAGAACUCUGUGAAAAUUUUGGACACUAUGUAUCCAGAGCUAUCACCAAGAGCAAGAACACUCAACAUUCUCAAAGGUAACAUUCAGCCCAACAGGCGUGCCCCUUCAGAAUACAAGAAUGUACCAGGGCCAGUGAGUCAGUUCAGUGGGUUCAAAGCAAUUUCUUCUACAUCCACUGCUUUUGUUAAAACAGGAAGUAAUUCAGAAUCUCUCAGUAAUAAAGAGCAAAAAGAUUCAGGGAGUCAGAGUCAUGUUGGAAAAAGGAUAUCGUCAGCCUCUAUGCCGAGAAGUGCAAAGAGGCUGAGGCUAGACAGUGAAUUGCCACAAUUGGAGACUAAGGAAGAUGUUGCAAUCAAAGCUAUGGGAGACUUUAAUAUUGAAGUACUGAGUGCUGCAGGUAAAACUGUCUCACUCAACAAUUGUGAAAUUAGGCAAUUAGCAGCCAACUGCAAUUCAGAAUUGCCUUCACCAGUAGAGAAUAUUACUGAUCCUGUGACUUUGGCACUGAAGAAAAUUGCUGAAUCCUGUUUUGACCUGUUACCUGUUAUUCGGAGUCAUGUGUACGUGGGAAAUAUUUUGAAGGUCCCGAUAAUGAGAGAUGAAGAGAAAGAAGUUGUCUAUGAAUUUGGUAUCGCAAACAAGCAUUUAGCAGAGCCACUGCUGCAUGCUGUUCUCAAUAAACUGAAGACUCAGAAGAUGUCUUUGAAUCACAAUUUCACUCAGGCUCUAUGUAGAGUAUACAUAGGAAUCUGUCGGCAGUUGGGAGAUUUGGAAAGAGCCCGCCUCUUCUGCUACAGCUUACUUAAGGAAGACUUCCCAGAAUCUGCCAAAUUAACUUUGUUUAUCACAAAUGUGUGGGAUGAUAUAUUCUCCUUCCAAGGCGUGAUUAACAAAGCUAUGCAGUUAGUUGUCAGGAAACGUGCCCGAGGAGAGGUGCUGAACUAUCUGCGUGCUUAUCUCAGUUGGGAAAAGAGUCCACCUUUGGAUCCAGGCAUUAUGGUCUCAAGUCUGCUUUUAGCAAUACAGUUGUGUCCAAAAAUGGAAUUCCAGUUGAGUGAGCGAUAUGGAGAAGAUCUGAGUGACAGCAUUUGGGAAUGUAUACUUGCUAUUGAUCUCCUCUGCUGUCACCUGAAAUGGAGUUGGACCCAUGACAAUAUCAUAAGUAAAGAGCUUUGGCCUGUCAUGGAUCAGUGGGUAAAGCAUAGGAAAGGACAUGAGACUGUUCCAUCUAUUCCAGAUAUUAUUGUAGCAUCAACACUUAGGCUAAUUGGUCGCUUAGGCCAAAUAGGUUUGAAGGAAGGAUUUUUUUCUGCUGUGAAAAAUAUCAGUUCUAUUAUUGGACGCUUUAUACAGCACGCAAAAGAAGAAGAUAUGCCUUGGGGAGUGCAGUUGGCAGCAGUGUAUGCACUCUGUGACUUGGGUCCAAGCAAUCCAUUAGAAGUUGUUGAGGCCAUCCAAGCUUGGAGAACGACGACUAGUAACAGCAUCCCAUCUGCAGUCACAAGUGGCAUAUCUGAAGUCAGCUCUCUGUGCACAGUAGAAUUACACUAAGAUGAGGGAAGGUAGCCUCAUCUACAGAAAAAGUGCCUUUUAUUAGAUGAAAACUAGGUGAUGCCUUUUAGGAUGAAAGUUACAAACAGUACAAAGAGAAAAAAAACAGGAAAAGAGCCAUAUGCUUUCCUUUUGGGGAAGGUGGGAAGCUUAUGCAUCUAUAGUUUAUGUAGGUGUUUUCUGGUCAGACAGGUUUAAAACAAAAUAGGCUCUGAAGUAUUUUGUUUGCCCUCUGCUGCAGAAAGACAUUAAAUCAUUGUGUGUGUGUGUGUGUGUGUGUGUGUGUGUGUUCUGGUGUAACUCAUAGGUUACAUGAGUGCUAUUGGCUGUUUAAAUCAGAAAAAUCUCUUCCUUAUGAAAGUGGAAAGGAUCUGUCUUGAUAGGCCUUCCACUGGUUGAACCUCAGGCUACCAAAGCUCUUGUCUUUUUGGUGGACUACUUGCUAUAGCAGGUAUAUAAAUUAAACUAUUCAUCUACAUCAUAUUUUAUGUGGAAGAUGGCUUCUCAGCAGUAAAAACCUGAAAAGAUUUGUUGGACCUGAUCCAACUUUACUUAGUCUCAUUAACUUAAUGAAACUACUUAUAUCAGACAAUUAUAUGUACAGUAAAAAAGAUUCAGAGAUAACAAAUCUCUGUAAGUUUGUAUAUAUGGUAUACGCCUAUAAUGUGUUUCACAUUUGAUGUUGUUCCACUUUGGGAAUUUUAGUGUGUGUAUAUAGAAAACUGAUUUAAAAACUUACAUUGUUUAAACUUCUUAUAUAGUUUCACUUGUACACAGCAUUUUUUAAAAUUGU
Messenger RNA from Mauremys reevesii (Reeves's turtle), 8126 nucleotides. It is a transcript of the gene ICE1, whose product is annotated as interactor of little elongation complex ELL subunit 1. The transcript has 20 exons. Bases 248 to 7333 code for a protein of 2361 amino acids. The record is from RefSeq and is a predicted model, not a curated record. Lineage: Eukaryota; Metazoa; Chordata; Testudines; Geoemydidae.